This is a messenger RNA of Caenorhabditis sp. 36 PRJEB53466, 432 nucleotides long. The record is from the annotation of a GenBank genome assembly. NCBI's taxonomy places the organism in Eukaryota, Metazoa, Nematoda, Chromadorea, Rhabditida, Rhabditidae.
AUGAGCGCCAACGCCGAACAGUCGAUGAGCAUCGCGGCCAUGGAGCAACGAUUGAAAGAAAUGGAGGAGCAGCUCAAGCUCCAAGCUUCGGAGCUGCUCCAGAAGACGUCUGAGUUGAAGGCGUUGGAGGAGAAGAUGGCUCAGCCACCCACGUGCGAGAUCUGUGCGUUUCCGUACAGUGCUGAAGGGGACCAUGUCCCACGACUACUUGGUUAGUUUUUCGGAGUGAGCCUACACAAAUAAUGAGUUUUUCUUUCAGAAUGUGGCCACACAGUGUGUCACAAGUGCACGGAGAGCCUUGUGACAAAGGAUCCAAUGUUCUGCCAGACACUCAUCAAGUGUCCAUUCGAUCGGCAGAGGUUUCUGCUCAAUAAGGACCUGGCAAAGCUGCCGAAGAAUUAUUUUAUUAUACAAAUGCUUUCUAGAUCUUAA